This is a messenger RNA of Antrostomus carolinensis (chuck-will's-widow), 446 nucleotides long. It is a transcript of the gene SNRPD1, whose product is annotated as small nuclear ribonucleoprotein D1 polypeptide. Gene Ontology annotation, biological process: spliceosomal snRNP assembly; RNA processing. The transcript is spliced from 3 exons. The record is from RefSeq and is a predicted model, not a curated record. Gene Ontology annotation, molecular function: RNA binding. The coding region runs from base 5 to 343 and encodes 112 amino acids. Lineage: Eukaryota; Metazoa; Chordata; Aves; Caprimulgiformes; Caprimulgidae.
UCUCAUGAAGCUGAGCCAUGAGACUGUGACCAUUGAACUGAAGAAUGGGACGCAGGUGCAUGGAACUAUCACAGGGGUGGAUGUCAGUAUGAACACGCAUCUCAAAGCAGUGAAAAUGACGCUGAAGAACAGAGAACCCGUUCAGCUGGAGACGCUGAGCAUUCGAGGGAAUAACAUCCGGUACUUCAUUCUCCCGGACAGUCUGCCUCUGGAUACUUUGCUAGUGGAUGUGGAACCAAAAGUCAAAUCCAAGAAAAGAGAAGCAGUUGCUGGAAGGGGCCGUGGCAGAGGCCGUGGGAGAGGCCGAGGUCGUGGAAGAGGAAGAGGGGGCCCAAGACGAUAACUUCUCACCACGCAACUCUUACCAAAUUUGGGGAAGUUUCGGAUAUUUUUUUGUACAGGUCUUGUUUAUGGUAUCCAUUUUUAAUAAACUGAAAUGUGAAAAA